AAUAUUAGGCGGGAAACGUUGUCUCAUCGGCUGUCAAAUAUCGGCCAGUGUGAAUUUCAAGUUGAGAUCGAGUAACAACAAUGGCUUCUUACUCAGGGAAUCUAACGCAAUUGAGCGACUUUCUCGGAACAGCGGACACCAUAUCAGAGACGGAAGAUGCCGAAUUUUUGUCUGCUUCUGAAGCUGUUAAGAAACUCGAAGAGAGCUGGCUGAAUGAAAUGCUUGCCCCAGAAUUACUAUCUCCACAGACUGAACUAGUGGACUGCCUUUUAGAGCAGACCAAGAACAUGGAGGAAAAUUUAAUGGCCAUUUCAAAAUCAGAUUUUCGCUUUGCUCUUCAUAGAAUGGAAGUGGAAAGAAUCAGAUACAUAGUGACAUCAUACCUUAGAAUACGACUGGAGAAAAUAGAGAAAUUUCUUUGCUACCUACUAAACAAUGAAAACAAAAGACAACGAAAUGAACCAAGUUUGCUGACUGAAGAUGAGCUGAAAUUUGCCCAAGAAUUGAGUUCUAAUACAGAAUCUCACCUCAAAACUCUUGGACUAAGGCAUAUGCCAACAAACAUGCGAGACAUCAACACCCAAAAAUUCAUGAUAGCUCCCAACCGAGAUAGCUAUGUUUUUGCACGUGUAAAAGAUGAUGCGCCAUCGGUUCUUGUUAGCGAUGGAACUAGCGAAGGAGAAAUGGAAGUGGAGUUGCUGAAGAACUCUCAGCAUUUACUUCCUUACAGAUCAAUUGCAAGCUUAGUGCAAAAUAAUGUUGUGAAUCUAAUGUAAAUUAUAGCAUUACUUAAUAGUACCUUUUGAAAAAGAAAUUCGUAGACAAAUACAAAGAAAUGCCGAAAUAUUUGAAACAAAAGGUGGCGCUGAAAA
This is a messenger RNA of Daphnia magna, 872 nucleotides long. RefSeq names its product DNA replication complex GINS protein SLD5 (gene Sld5). Lineage: Eukaryota; Metazoa; Arthropoda; Branchiopoda; Diplostraca; Daphniidae. The record is from RefSeq and is a predicted model, not a curated record. The coding region runs from base 81 to 776 and encodes 231 amino acids. The transcript is spliced from 5 exons. Gene Ontology annotation, biological process: double-strand break repair via break-induced replication; DNA-templated DNA replication. Gene Ontology annotation, cellular component: GINS complex.